GAUUGCUUGCUAAUGGAGUCUGAACAAUCCAGCCAAGAAAAUCCAGACAACGUGAACCCAGAAGAGCAAAGUGCCAUCCAAGUUAGAUCCUAUGACUGCACCUUUUGCAAGAGAGGCUUCUCUAAUGCACAAGCCCUAGGAGGACACAUGAAUAUUCAUCGUAAACACAAAGCCAAGCUUAAACACCCCUCACCAAAUGAGGUUCCACAAUCCCCGGACAUACCCAAGAUUCUUGAUCCUUCGUUUUCCCCAAUUCCCACAAGCACGACACACCUAUUCAUGGAACCCAAAUCCAGCCAAGUCGCAAGCUCCAAUAACUGGCCUUGGUUUCUCGACAAAGAAAGUGAUGAUGCCUCUAAUACGAACAAAACCCAUGUUGGAGAAAUCCAGCAACUAUCCUUGUUUGUUGACAAACCAUCUCGUAAAGACCAUCAUCAUCAACAACAACAACUUAGCUGUGAUCAAGUUCAUGGCAGCACCGGAAAGGGCUUGUCAAGUUCAGAGCUAGACCUUGAACUUAGACUGGGUCCUGAACCUCAAGACUCAUCGCCGGCAACGGGUACAAAAAGGUUCUUUUGAUUGCAUAUUGUAUAAUUAUAUUAUAUUGUUCUUGCCCUAUUCAUCAUCUCCUAAUUUAUUUGAAUGCAUUAUGUAUGUAUAUUCAACCAAAAAAAUAAUAUAUACAGAAUAUGCACAUUCAGAAGAUCCUUAAUUAAUUGUAAUUUUUUCUUUACUAUUGUUCUUAACAUGGAAUUAGAUUAUUUUGGUGGUCUUAUUUGCUUGUAUUCUAAUGGUGGAUUUUCCUGUAUGGUAGGGAACAACAUCUCUUUAGAACAAGCUGCUAGGUUAAUUGUAAUUUGUACAUGGGUUUAUGCCGACUUGUUGCCUUCUAUGGAAGAAGACAUAAACAAAGUGUCAAAGACUAAUUCGUACA
Messenger RNA from Manihot esculenta (cassava), 934 nucleotides. RefSeq names its product transcriptional regulator SUPERMAN. The transcript has a single exon. The record is from RefSeq and is a predicted model, not a curated record. The annotation marks the transcript as partial. NCBI's taxonomy places the organism in Eukaryota, Viridiplantae, Streptophyta, Magnoliopsida, Malpighiales, Euphorbiaceae.